UUAAAUUCUCACUUAUCGUAGGAGGUACCUUCUAUUCGGUGCAUCUUGUAACAUGGUGAGAUAGAAUAAAUGUCCUACUCCACCCUGAAUCAAUGGUAUUUGAUUGCAGGACUAAUCAAGGACAAUAAUUUUAAAUUUUAGACAAACUUCAUCCCUUUUGUUGUUGUCCAAAUUCCGCACAUGAUACAGAACUGUGCGGAGCGAACGACAGCUGGUCCGAAACAAUUACAAAAUCAAUCGUGUAUGUUGGAAGACAAAAUAAAAUUUAGAUGGAAUCGAUUGAUGAUGACGUUAAGUAUGAUAUUGCGAUCAUUAUCCCAGUGUACAACGCAAGCAGUUGGCUUCCAGAUUGUUUACGUUCGAUCGCAUGUCAGAUCAAGAACAAACUUAAGGUUGAGCUCAGUGUUUACAAUGAUGGGUCCACAGAUGACAGCUUAUAUGUAAUAGAAAAAUGGAAACCAGUUCUAGAAGCAGAGGGCUUCAAAGUUUUAAUUAGUGGUCAUAGUGGACCACCUAAAGGAGUUGGCUUUGCCAAAAAUCAAAGUGUCCAGCAAAGCUCAGGAAAAUACCUUUGUUUCCAAGAUAGUGAUGAUGAAAUGAAACCAGAAAGGUUGACUCUACAGUAUAAUGCCAGCUUGCAACAUCCUGAUGCAAUAAUAGGUAGUAAAUUUGAACGAGAUCCACCUGAUUCUACUUUAAGAUACACUUACUGGGCUAAUAGCCUCACUCCAGAGCAACUUAAUCAACAAGUACUCACAUCUCAUGGACCAACUGUCAUCAUGCCUACAUGGUUUUGUUCCAGGAACUUAUUUAACAGAGUUGGUGGAUUCGACGAGAAAGGCAAGGGAACACCGGAAGAUUUAAUCUUCUUUUACCGUCAUUUGGAUUUGAACGGCAAGAUAUUCAGAGUCGAUGAAGUGCUACUUGUCUACCGCUAUCAUCCGUUACAAACAACCUUCUCGAUUGAUGAAAAAGCUAUCUGGGACCUGCGUUUGAAGCGACUAGUAAAAUGCUUUUUGGAAAAAUGGGAUAACUUUACUAUUUGGAAUGCCGGGAAACAAGGACGUCGAUUAUACCGCUGUCUACUUGAGGAAUACCGAUCACGAGUUACUAGUUUCUGUGACGUUGACGUGAAAAAAAUUAAGCAAGGCAAUUACAUUUACGAGGAUUCCAAUUUACGCCCGAAACCAAGAGUACCAAUUGUUCAUUUCACCACUGCCAAACCACCUUUCGUGGUUUGCGUUAAGUUGGACUUAACGAAAGGAGAAUUCGAAAAAAAUCUGCAUUCACUCAAUCUGAUUGAAAAUGUUGACUAUGUCAUGUUUAGCUAGGGGAAAAUUAAACGAGGUUCGAUCAUC
Messenger RNA from Daphnia carinata, 1358 nucleotides. Its product is annotated as UDP-GlcNAc:betaGal beta-1,3-N-acetylglucosaminyltransferase-like protein 1. The record is from RefSeq and is a predicted model, not a curated record. Lineage: Eukaryota; Metazoa; Arthropoda; Branchiopoda; Diplostraca; Daphniidae. Bases 270 to 1331 code for a protein of 353 amino acids. The transcript is spliced from 8 exons.